Molecule: messenger RNA, 942 nt
Organism: Pistacia vera
Lineage: Eukaryota; Viridiplantae; Streptophyta; Magnoliopsida; Sapindales; Anacardiaceae
Exons: 2
Coding region: 190-765 (191 amino acids)
Source: RefSeq, a predicted model, not a curated record
CUAAAUUUAUUACGAAAAAGACAUGAAAUUAAAGUGUGCAAUGACGAGAAUCUGCCUGCAAUAAAGAGAAACCUAUCCCUCUAUAAAAUUUUUGUCAGCCACUCAUUACAAACAUUCCCAUUAUCUUCAACUUCCCUUCGAUAAAAUUUCUUAACCCACAAAAGAUCAGACAAUAUCACCGGCUUGAAGAUGAGAUCAAUGAGAAACAAAACCCUAAGCUUGCUAAUUCUACUUCUUCUUCAACCCAUUGACACAACCAGUAGCCCGACUCCGCGGCCAUGGCCGGACCAAUUCCAUGCACUUCUCUACAUGAACUUGAGCAAAGGCCUUCUGCAAAUAAGCGAUCUCUGGUACGACUGGCCGCGGGGGACGAAUGUGAACAUAUUUCAGAAGCAACUGGGGGUGCUUCUGUAUGAUGUAGAGUGGGACAAUGGCACAACUUUUUACUUCACUUUAGGCGAGCCGGCGACGUGUGAAGUCAUGCAGUUUGAAGUAGGGAUUCCCCGGAGAAAUUUUCUCGAUGGAGCCAAGUAUUUAGGGACUCAAACCACUGAUGGAUUCUUGUGUAAUGUUUGGGAGAAAGUUGACUUCAUUUGGUACUUCGAAGAUGUUGUUUCCAGGAGGCCUGUUCGUUGGGAUUUCUACGACGGUAUAUCUACACAUGUUAUUACAUUUGAGGUUGGCGCAGUUUUAAAUGAGUCAUUCAUUCAAGCACCUUCAUAUUGUUUCAGCGAGGCGACAGAGAAGAGAGUGUUUGAUAGUUGAAACUUAAGCGACUAUGAUAAGAAAAUUUAUCAAGGAAUUCUGGAUUUGUGGUAGCUAAUUACAGUGUAAAUUUUUCUCUCUUUUUAAUAAGAUUAAAAAGUUCUAUAAAUUAAUGUCCUACAUUCAUAAUAGCAAGAAGAUUGUGUUAAUAUUUAUUUGUUAGUUGAAGGAAUUCAA